Molecule: messenger RNA, 867 nt
Organism: Monoraphidium neglectum
Lineage: Eukaryota; Viridiplantae; Chlorophyta; Chlorophyceae; Sphaeropleales; Selenastraceae
Exons: 2
Coding region: 1-867 (288 amino acids)
Source: RefSeq, a predicted model, not a curated record
AUGGCGGGACGUAGGAAAGCUGAUCGGUAUGAUGACUUCGAUGACGAGGAGGGCUAUGAUCAUCACUCGGCCUACCCCUCGGCGGUGUCGGAGCGCUCGCGCCGCCGCAACGCCGGCAAUCGGAUGGCCACCAUCAUCUCCAGCCUGCAGCGCCCUGACGACGACGAGGACGCUGUCGCGGAGGAGCCCGAUGAUGACGAGCCCGCCCCGAAGCGGCGUGGCCGGCCGCGCAAGAGCGCCGCGUCUGACGGCCCGGCGGCCGCCCCCCGCCCCGCUGCGUCGAUGCAGCCGGGCGUGUUUCCGGGUGGCGUCAACCCCCAGGUCGCGGCAAUGAUGGCAGCACGAGGCAUGGCUGCGCCCGGCAUCGGCGCCGCCGGUCUUCCCCCGCAGCAGCAGCAGCUGCUUGCGCAGCAGCAGCUGCUUGCUCAGAUGCAGGCAGCGCAGCAGGGCGGCUACGUCACCAUGAUCAACGGCCAGCCUUACAUGAUCCAGGGUCAGCAGGCCGCGGCCCUGCAGCAGCAGGCCCUGCUGCAGCAGCAGGCGGCGCUGCUCCAGCAGCAGCAGCAACAGCAGCAGCAGCAGCAACAGGCGGCCGCGGCAGCCGCGGCUGCGGCUCGCCCGGCGAUAUCAGCCCCCGCGGCGCCAGCACCGGCGGAGGCGGCCCCCAAAGAGGAUGACAAGCCCGUGGCAGCCAACGGCGACGACGCAGUCGCCGCACUGGAGGGCUUCGUGGGCGGCGUCGAGGACAAGGCCGAGGGCGGUGACGCAGGGGGGGACGACGGCGCAGGGGAGGAGGGCGACGCAGGGGAGGAGGGCGGCGCAGGGCAGGAGGGCGGUGCCGGCGGCGAGGGCGAGAAAGGCGAGUGA